UUUCUGGGUUUCCCCGCUGACUCAAAAAAGAUCAGUUCAGCGAUUUUCACCAGUCCGGCCCAAAAACACACCAGUUCGGCUAUUGCGCCGCUCUGAACAGGUGAAAAUGAGCUGGUGUUUUUUUUUUUCAGAGCUGGUAAAAAAGCCCAUCUGUAUUUCACCUGUUUAGUUUUUCCGUGUUCGGAGGCGAAGCGGUACAUAGCGAGAUCGAGUCGUUCCUACAGCAGUUGCGCGCAACACCCAGUGGCGAGGCAGCUGGGAGUCUUGUGCAUCAGUGGGUGUGGACGUGUCAUUCGGUGGGUUCCGGUAGGAGAGUGAUUUCUUCUGGAGAAGUGGUGUUUUUUGCACCUGGAAGUCGUCACGUCCUCUUGAUUGAACCGAGAUCAAAGCGCGUAUCACAAGGAGUGCUUUGGUUGUGAGUACAGAGUACUCGUGCUCGCGGCGGCGCAGGAACCCUGCGCCGCGCCGCGUACGCGUCUAGAGCGAGGCGGGCGCUGUGUUUUGCUGAUUCAGCUUUCGCGGGCACGCCAAGUGUGGCGGUCACGGAGUUCUUUCUGGUUGCAUGGGCGACAACAGCGACGGCGUGUUAGACUUGACUCACCUGAGCACGGAUAACAACUCGACUCUCUUGUACGAGACGGACUCGAACCCGGACAUGCUCAGUGUCCACACCACCCCGGGGAAGCCGAGGGUGCGUCAGCCGCAGCGUUCGUCGCCUCGAAUCCGCGACCGCCGGGGUACGAAAGUAGAUGUUGCGAGCUUAUCGCCUACCUCGUCACCUGCGAGUGGUCUCAACUCCCCGCAGACCGGGGGUGUCGCGUCAUCAGCUAGCCGCAGGACGCUACCGCGCACCCCGAAGCUAACGAGUGCACCCGAGGACGAGGGGUACGAGACGAAGUACGUUAAGCCUGUUCCCCAGCGUUUCAGCCGUGCUGCCGGCGGCAAGGACGGCGGCGGCGGCGGCGGCGGUUCUUUUGGGUCACCGCUUCUCGUCAGCUCAAGCCAAGGCAGCGGCGACAGUGAUGAGGCGGAGGGAGAGUCCUCGCCGGGCACCGGGGGUAGUAGUGAGGGCGGAGGCGGCAAGGGGAAGGAGCCGGAGAGGAGAAAUGCUGGGCCUGAGGGACUGUCGCGGGAGGUCAUCGUGGAAAAGCUGCGUAGCAUCUUCAGCGCUCACCGAACGGCAUGGAACAAGAGGCAGGAGAAGAAGAAGAGUCUCACCGGCGAGGGUGACGAUGGCGAUGACGAGGGAACGGAGGCCGAAGCGCUGGAGCAGGCGAGCAUAGCCUGGGAGGCUGGACUGGUGGAGAAGGCCUCCAAGGACAAGACGAAGAAGGAGCAUACGGCGGCGGCUAAUCGUGCUCGCGACAAGGCCAAGGAACACAUCCCUCUCCAGCGGGAUGGGCGGAGACCCCGUGUUGAACCAGAUCAUGGACUUGCUGCACUCGAAGGCAAGGGCCGGAUCGGGGGGGCACGGCGAGGGACCUCCUCCAAUGACGGAGGGCAGGGUAUGAGGCAAUACGAGGCAGAGAGGCAGCAGCAGCACCAACAGCAAUGGCAGCAGCGCCAGCCGCAGCCGCAGCCGAGCCCGUUCUACGCCCCGACCGGCGCUUUCCCACCCGCCCAUUGGGCUGCGUCAGGCGUUGCUCCUGCCGGCAUGCCAGGGCCCUCCGUCGGCGUUCACAGCACGAUGUGGCCAGGUACGGCAGGGGGCGGGGGCGCGGCGGUGGGUAUGGCGCAGGGUGGGGUUGGGAUGAGCGCAGCUGGAGGGGCCUCGCACGGACAUAGCUUCGCGGCGCCAAGGGAGGGAAAGACAGGGAUCUCAGAGGCGCAAGAGGUCCGCGGGGGUGCGAGCAGCUCUCUCCCGGGUGUCAGCGGGGCGGAUCCCCCACCAUCGGCGCCGUCGACCAGGCCACCUAACUGUCAAUGCGGUCAAGCGGCUCGACGAGUAGGACCCGUCACAGCGGACGGUGCCGCGAACGGGACCAUAUCCUGGAUGUGUGCCAAGGCGGACAGGAACCAACAGUGCAACUUCUUCGAGCUCAUCAGCCGACCGGGAGGGGGAACCACUUCCACCGGCCGCAACAACAGCGGCAUGGGGGGCGGCGGCACACUUUCACGGGGAGGCACAGACGGGAGGUCGGUGGGUGGGUAUGCCGCUCCCACUCAGUCAUCCCGCCACCGCGCGGCCGACGUGUUUCAGGUUCGGCCUGGGCGCUCAAGGGGGAAUAGUGAGAGGUAAUGUAAACCCCGGGCCGUACCAAUUUCAAAGAUGUCGACCUUCCACUCUCUUUGGUAAUACCGGGCGGUGAUGCGGGACGACAACCACCGGGCGGUGAUUUGGUUGCUUUUGGUUCGCCUCGUUCACUUUUUUUUCUGUUCAUUGGAGGUUCGUGCGUGUGACCUCUCUCCAUGUCGGCGUGUGGGUGUUGAUGGCGUCGACUGGUUGAAGAUAUGGGUUCCGACACGUUUGGCCGGUGGCGUUCAACGAAUGGAGAGUCCAAGAAGGUAGCCGCGUGUCUUGGGUUCUCAUACCAUCUUAACGAGUUGUGUUCGUGCUGUUUGCUGUUCACGUACUUGGUGAACCGUUGUCCACCUGUCCCGGGGGCGGCUUGCAUAUUUCUAGCGAACCCAUCGCAGCGGUUGCACUGUGUAUGGGUUUGCUGCCUUUUCUUUUUUCUGUGUGUGUGUGUUUUUUUGGGGGUGGGGGGAGCGAACUCAUCCUUGGGGUGGCGUUGUGUGUGGGUCU
Messenger RNA from Ectocarpus sp. CCAP 1310/34, 2746 nucleotides. The record is from the annotation of a GenBank genome assembly. Lineage: Eukaryota; Phaeophyceae; Ectocarpales; Ectocarpaceae.